This is a messenger RNA of Hemibagrus wyckioides, 9175 nucleotides long. RefSeq names its product myosin XVI (gene myo16). The transcript is spliced from 35 exons. Gene Ontology annotation, cellular component: nucleoplasm; perinuclear region of cytoplasm; myosin complex. Lineage: Eukaryota; Metazoa; Chordata; Actinopteri; Siluriformes; Bagridae. The record is from RefSeq and is a predicted model, not a curated record. Bases 332 to 6100 code for a protein of 1922 amino acids. Gene Ontology annotation, molecular function: protein phosphatase binding; cytoskeletal motor activity; actin filament binding. Gene Ontology annotation, biological process: negative regulation of G1/S transition of mitotic cell cycle; phosphatidylinositol 3-kinase/protein kinase B signal transduction; neuron projection morphogenesis.
UGGGCGGGGCUAAUGUCGCGUCACUCAGCGGCAUUACGGCAGCACGUGCUGCGGUCAUGGUCGCGCAGAGGAGCGGCGUUGAGGAGGAGAGGCGCCGCUGCUGCAUCCUGACGCCGAGAAAGAGAGGGAAUUAGAGAGAGAGAGAGAGAGAGAGUGGGUGAGUGAGUCAGUCGGAGAGAGAGAGAGAGGAGAGAGAGAAAGGCAGGCUGGAGGCGAGAACCGGCUCUGCAACCCUUGCGCGCGUGAAUAAUGCACACGGCGGUGAAGACGAGCUAAAUGCUGCAUUUUGCCGGUUUGUAGCCUGUCGCUCCGGCGCCCUGACAAGGAGAACAUGUCACACUACCGCUUCAUCAAAUGCUGUUGUUUCCAGCUAUGUAACGCCUUCAGGCAGAACAUGGAGAUAGACCAGUGCCUGCUGGAGUCAUUACCUCUGGGGCAGAGGCAGAGGCUGGUGCGCCGGAUGCGCUGUGAUCAGCUGCGUGCGUACUACGAGCGUGAACGGACCCUGCAGAAACAAAGCACACACAAACCUCUCAGCAGCCAGCGCAAGAAACACUCCAUCACCUUCUCCCUGUCCGAUAUCCUCCAGGACGCCAUCAUACGCCACGAUGAUAAAGAGGUGCUGAAGCUACUGAAGGAGGGAGCUGACCUAAACACAGUUCUCUCAUCAGGAGGUUCGCUGCUCCAUCUGUGUGCUCGCCAUGACAAUGUGUUUGCGGCAGAGAUUCUGAUAGAACGAGGCCUGAAUGUCAAUCUGCAGGAUGAAGACCUCUGGACUGCGCUGCAUGUGGCCUGUGCCUGCGACCACACUGAUAUGAUGCUGCUGCUGCUUUUGUCCGGGGUCAAUGCGCUUCUGCAGGACGUAAAUGGGAACGUACCACUCGACUACACCACAGAGGGGAGCGAGACCAGCUACAUUCUCACCAAGCAUCUGGAAGAGUGUGGAGUGGAUGUGAGUUCUAUACACCAGAUGAAGACUCAGAGAGCCUCUGUCAUGCUGUCAGACGUGAGACAGCUGGUCAGCAGUGGAGCCAAUGUCAACCAGAGAAACGAGGACGGAGUCACACUGCUACACAUAGCUUGUGCUAGCGGCUAUAGGGAGGUGGUGGAUCUGUUACUGGAGAACGGAGCUAAUGUACAGCCCACAGACAACAGCUACUGGACCCCACUCCACCUGGCUGCCAAAUAUGGACAGAUGCAUAUAGUAAACCAGCUGUUGAAACACAAAGCCGACCCCACUCUACUCAACUACAAUCAAGAUAAGCCUUCAGAUAUUGCUGCAUCGGACCAAAUAGCAGACAUGCUGCUGAAGGCAGAGGAAUUCUGGGUGCAGCGACAGAAGGACCCAACAUUCCUACCCCCUCAUUCAGAAGAACACUGUGAAGAUCUCAGCCAGGAUAUCAGCAUGCUGGUUAAAAAACUAACGCCUAUCACAUUGCCCAUUUCGAAGAGGGACAGUCUGUUGGAGAAGGACAUCAUGUUUCGGGACGCAGGAGGAGCACUGACUCGUCAGACGUCCCAGGACACCGGGCCGGAUGGACCCUACCCCAGCACCACUAGCAAACUGGAACAGGUGAAGUUAAUGCCUCCAGCACCAAACGAUGACCUGGCCUCUCUGAGUGAGCUGACGGACAGCAGCCUUCUGUACGAGAUGCAGAAACGCUUUGGCAACAACCAGAUCUAUACUUACAUUGGUCACAUUCUCCUUCUCAUAAACCCCAACAAAGACCUGCCCAUCUACUCUAAUCUUGUCAGUCAGUUGUAUCUGAGCUCCAGUGGUCGUCUCUGUUCCUCUCUUCCUCCUCACAUCUUCUCCUCAGCUGAGCGAGCGUUUCACAUGAUGCUGCAGGAACGACGACCUCAGUGUUUCAUCAUAAGUGGCGAGAGUGGCUCAGGCAAAUCCGAGGCCUGUAAGCACAUCCUGAAGCACCUCGCUGCUCGUUCAUGUCCGAAAGGAUUCUCUCUGGAGCUACGCAUGAAGCAUGUGAACUCUAUCCUAGAAGCUUUUGGCCAUGCUAAGACUCCUAUGAACACUAACUCCAGUCGCUUUAUCAAGCUGCUCUCCCUGCAGUACAGCGAGAAAAGAAGGACUCUGCUCAGAGCACAUGUGUACACCUACAUGCUGGAGAAGACUCGGUUAGUCCACACGCACCAAGAGCAGCAGAACUUCAACAUCUUCUAUCUGAUGGCUGAAGGGCUUUCAGCUGAGGAGAAAAGCAACCUGAACCUAGACAAUAUUAGAACCCACAGGUACCUGAGCUCGGUGACACCUGCUGAAACCGCCACAGCGAACACGGAGCAGAGCAGAGAGAAGCUGACAGAGCUGAAACACGCCCUACGUGCCCUUGGAUUUAACAAAUCGGAAGUGGAGAAUCUGUUUGUCAUCCUCUCAGCGAUGCUCCACCUGGGGGAGCUGCGUUUCACAGCCCUGACGGACGCUGACACGGCUCUAGUGUCUGACAUGCAGCUGUUAGACCGAGUGGCGGGAAUGCUGCAGGUGAGCCCGGAGGAUCUGGGAGCUGCUCUCACUUCUGACGUUCAGUAUUUCAAAGGUGAUGUCAUCACACGCCGCCACACGGUGGAAAUGUCCAACCUGUACAGAGACCUCCUGACUAAAUCUCUGUAUGGACGACUCUUCAGCGUUCUAGUCAACAGCAUUAACUCUUAUCUCCAAGGUCAAGAUGAAAGCCUUGGAGACCCCUCACUGGAGAUCAGCAUCCUGGACAUUUUUGGCUUUGAGAAAUUUCAGAAGAAUAACUUUGAACAGUUGUGUGUAAACAUGGUAAAUGAGCGGAUUCAGCAAUACACAACAGAGCUGCUCUUCCAGCAAGAACAGCAGGAAUGUCUGCAAGAAGGGGUCGCCAUGGAGACCGUACGCUCCCCUGCCUGUCAGCCUGCGCUUGUGGACUUCUUCUACCAGAAGCCUCAGGGCAUGCUGUGUGUGCUGGAUGAGGAGAGCCAGUCUCUAAGACCAUCUGAACUCAACCUGUAUAAGAGACUCCAGGCCCAGCUGGAGUCCACUGCUACUGAUGUUGUUUCACUUACUACCAAGGAUGGUAAUGGCAACCCCCCACCAAAAGAUCAGGGCCCAUCUUUUACUGUUGCACACUACACUGGAAAGAUGAGCUAUGACCUCACAGGAUCGCUGGAGAGAAACAGGGAUGCUCUGCCUCAAAACAUCCUGUUUGUCCUCAAAUCCAGUGAGAACGUGCUCGUCCAUCAAAUGUUCCAGUGUAAGCUGACUCAGACAGGCUCCCUGGUGCCUCCAAACCAGCAGCUGCAGCUGCGCAGGUCCAAAGGCGCUUUGCUCCUGCAUAUGCCGAGCUCAGCCAGCACACCCGAAGACGCACAGAAAUAUCUGGAGCUCAAAAAGCUCAUGAAGAAGAAAGGAGCCACAUCAUUCAUGCAGAGGCUGGAGCGCUGUGGCCCGGUCACUGUGGCGGUGCAACUGAGGAACUCUCUAUCAGAGAUCAGCAGUAAACUCCAGCUCUGCACUCCUCACUUCGUUCACUGCGUGAGGCCCAACAGCUCAGGCCAGGCCGACACCUUCGACAGCUCCCUGGUGUCCACUCAGCUGCAGUAUGUGGGAGUUCUGGAGAUGGUGCGCAUGAUCCGCUAUGGCUACCCAGUGCGCAUGCCCUUCACUGGUUUCCUCACCAGAUAUCGAGAGCUGGUGGACACCACACUGACACACGGGAAGAAAAUAUCCACAGAGGAGAAAUGCCGCCAUGUUCUCCAGCACUGCAAACUCCAGGGAUGGCAGUUGGGAGGCAGCAAAGUGUUCCUGAGGUACUGGCAGGCUGACCACCUGAACGACCGCUGCCAUCAGCUGCACAAGAAGAUAGUUACCUGCCAGAAAGUGGCACGUGGCUGGCUGGUGAGGCAUCGUGUGCGGGCCGAGCUGAGUUAUCAGCAAAGAGAGCAGUGCAAUGUACAACGGUUCCUGCAGGGGGCAGAAGACCUGGGCUUGCGUGCUUACGACAGCCUGGUCAUCCAGAACGCGGCUGAUAUCGCAAGAGAGAACGAUCGGCUAAGGGGCCACGUCGUCACACCACCACUGGGGGAGAGACCUGAACCCGUGGGAACCGAGGACGACUCACCCAGGAGGCCUGUAGAGAAAAGCGGGAGGGUGAACGACGCUGUAGGCCGUGCUGGGAGCCGUCCUAUCAGACACUUCCGUUCCAGUUCUGUGCCUAUCCCCCUAGUCAUAGACAACUUGGUACAUUCCAGCAUUGGGCCAUCAAUCAAACCGGCGUUUCAGUCUGUAUCUCACAGCAGUGAAGAGGGGGGUAGCGGAGGACUCUCGUCGCCACGGAAACAACCUCCUCCCAAACCGAAAAGGGACCCUAACACACGUCUGAGUGCAUCGUAUGAGGCAGUGAGUGCUGGCCUGAGCAUUGCUCCUAAGGAUAGUCCUGCUGAUGGCCAAGUCUCACCCUCAGGAAGCCCCCCGAAAACCCAGCUUUCCCCCAGUGACCCUCUUUCUAAACCUCGUCCUCACAGUGAUGACUACAGCACCAUGAAGAAGAUUCCCCCUCCCAAACCCAAACGUAGCCCAAACACCAAGCUCACAGGCUCCUAUGAGGAGAUCUCAUCAGCUCCUGCUCCUGUGCGCCCUACAGACAUGAAGUUGGCAUGUCUGGCACGCAGCGGACACUUCAUGGGCCUCGUUCAGCGUGCAGCCUCUGAUGACGGACCACACACAGGCAUGUUGAGCAUACAGCCAAGCCGGGACGAUGAGGAUGUCUACAUUGAGAUGGUGAGCACCUGCAGGGCUCUGAGCAUGGCAAACUCCCACAGUCCAGAGCAGAAUGAGGCUGUUUAUGAGGAAAUGAAGUACUACCCACAUGAUGAGGGGGGAACAGUUCCCCAGAUUGCCAAGCCUGAAGUGUGUGAUUCCACUCCCUUCAGCUGUAGUAUUGCAAAGCUGCCACAGACUUUAGAGAUCAAGAGACCUGUAGCCCUAAUAGAUCAUUCGAACAUGCUGAUUGGACGUCAGCAAAGCUGGGAUGGUGAUAAAAGGAGUGAAAAAACGAAAAAAGAUGGGACAGCAUGCGACAUUCCUGCUCCUUUCCCCAACCUGCUACCACAUAGGCCCCCUCUGUUGGUGUUUCCUCCAUCUCCAGUCACGUGCUCUCCAGCCUCGGACGAGUCCCCCCUCACUCCUCUUGAGGUAAAGAAGCUGCCUGUGUUCGAGACUAACCUCAACUACUCCAGCCAAGAUGGCGGCAGCCCACUUUCACCCCAGUAUAGUCGCCAGCGAGCGGACUCCUCCCCUAGUCUUUCCGUAUUAAUACCUGACAAAUCUACUCCACCACUGACUCCACCCCCACCCGCAGCUCCUCCUCCACCGUAUCGCCCUCCAUCACACUUCCCUUUCCCCCCUGAAACGAACUUCCUGGUCCUGAGCCGUGUAAGCGCAGACUCAAAAAUGACUCAUAAAGGAGGGCACACUUUAGCAGAGACUCCCCCAGGCAGCGCCAAGCCUCCCUACUCACCAGUGAAGUCUUCUCGUCCAGAGCCACGGCGAGCACAUUCAUGUUCAUCCUCACCUCUGCUGUUCAACCCAGCCAAUGGGAGGGCUCUCACAAGCCCCCUUGAUGAGCUAAACACACUUUUCAGUUCAGGGCGCAGCCUGCUCCGCAAGUCUACAACCGGGAGGAAGAUUCGGGAUAGCGGUUUUUCCAACUCCAACAUGAACCUUCCAGGAAGAGAGGAGCAAGGUCCUACCACUUCAUCACCACAGCUACAGGACAAAAACGCCAAUCACCGCACAUCCUCGCCCAACUCCCCCAUUCCUGCCCCCAUGGAGAACGGCAACCAGAUCUCCAAUGGAACUUUAGAGGAUGAUGGACACCACAAGUCAAUUGCAUCCAGUGCCUCUACGCUUCACAGACAUAUGGACAGCCACCACACUCAGGUCAUCCGGCGAUUCUGUGUGUGGGGGGAUCAGGGGUCAACGUUUCAGGAUUUGUUGAGACGGAGGAGGAGUGUGUGUGAUGGUCGGACAGACUGCCAGAAUGCCUGGCUCCAGACACAUGGCUCGCCUACCUUACUGAUAAAGCACAAGAGUAAUACGACCAAGAAAACACCACCAUAAAAAGUGGUACCUCUGCUAAUCAUGCGUCCUCGAGGAAGGAACCAGGGACUCUAUGGUUUCUCUUCUUUUUCCUCUCCUUUUCUUCUGUCUGUCUGUCUCUCUCUCUUAUCGCUCAUGAUUUGGAUGAGCCAUAGGGGGAACCUCAUAUCUGUCUCUCAGGCCAGGCACCAAAUAAUAUGGAACCCAAAGGACAUACUGCCAUGUCACAUGUCUCGGUGACCCUUCUGUCUACUACGUCUAAAGUCUACAGCUAUCAGAUUUGAAUGCUGUGUGAAAGAGACUAUUGGAGCCGCAGAGAUUGCGAUCGUAUCUGUAACCCAUCUCGCUGCACUGUAGUCUACAUUUGUAUACCGUAUUUCAGUGUUGCUACUACAGAUCAAACUGGUGCUGGCUGCUCCUGUGAUUUCUGUUGCCUCAGUUUGAUAAAAGGUGGUAUUGGUGGCCCAGAUUAGGGACAGUGUGGCAUAAAGGGGCUGGGCUGCAGAUAUUUCUACAGUUUACAUAACGAGUCUCUUUGUGCUGACCUUCUUGGUAAACUGUGACUUCAGGUUCAGCGACGCAGCUAUGUCUCACACUCUUUCAGGUGCUUCUGAAACCCACCUUCAGAGGUCACGGGCAUUAAAAACGGGGUUUGUCAACUCUUGAGGGUUCAGGUAAACUCUCAGUGAUUUCCCAUGGUGCAUUUUCAUCUGACACAAGCACCAGUUUCAGAUGCAAAGCACACGUUUAACCGAACGAGUAGAAUAUUGCACACUCUGUGCCGACAGACAGAGUAAAAUAAAGACACCGAAAUGUAAAAUAAAAAAAACAGAAAUGGACUUUUCUGUAUUUUCUGGCUGACACAAGACAAACAGAAGUAAUCAACUAAUGUUAGUUCAUUAAAAACCAAUGUAAAUGUAGAUUUGAAUAAUAACGUCACCCAAUUUUUAAAGGUUGGGAGAAACCUUUGGACAGGAAUUCAUUCCACUGUGGAGGAAAUUGACCAGAUUACCGCACAAACAGUGCAGCAUGUCAGUAAUUGGAAAGAGAUGUGUAUUUUUUUUUGUUGUUGUUGUUCACAUUCUGUACUUAGUAUACAGGAAUCACUGCUGGCUGCCAGCCAAACAUAACGCAAAGCAACAAAACCUGUGGUUGUGCAAUUACUUGAACUCCACUGUACCGUCUCUGGUCUUGUUCGAGGCCUCGAGCUGUCAUUUAUUUUAAUUAGUUAAGUAAAUACCAUCUCAUAAAAAAAGCUGAAAAACAAGUGUUCUCUUUGUAACUUAUACAUAUGCCUAAUGUGUAAUGAGACAUUGCUUUAUCUGUUUAUCUGUCUAGAGCUCCACAUGGACUGGAGGUGUCCAGUAUGAAUAAAUGCAGUUGUAAUGAACAGAAAUUUUUAAAUAUAAUAACGUGACAGUGUCAUGUCUGCAAUGACACUCAAGUGGUUUUUCUAAUCAGAAAAUGCCCUUCAUCUUUGUAAGUCUGCAAUCAGUGUUCUGAACGUUAAGAUCUUAUUUCGCAUCAGUUUUUUUUUUAUUUUAUUUUAUUCUUUUUUGGGGAGUGUAUUUUCUUGAGCUUCAUCAGACCACGUGGUACAGACCUGUUCAUUUACUAUGGUAUUGUUAUUUCAUAUGUUUCAUACUGACAUGUUAGAAUUGAGCCCCUAAACUCUAUUUCAUUCAUGCUUGGGUCUCAGUUUCUCAAAAAAAAAAAAAAAAAAAAGUUUGAAAACGCACAUUUACCCAAAUUUAAUGACUCCGCUCAGCAACCGGCCUGUCCGACUGAAUGUACAGAACGUAAGAAUGUUAAAAUAAGCACACUCUCAUGCUACCUGUGAAACCCCAAUACCAGAGAUAGUUUAAUGUACAAAAUGUUGGAGAUUUCCUCGACACAGAUUCUGCCACUUGCUAUCUAAAGGGUGGAUAUUAUUUGGUGAUUGUAAAUGUAUUUAUAAAAAAAAAAAACGACUUUGUAAAUGAAAACAUUUAUGAUCUAAGAACAUUAUUUAAUGUGUCGUGAAUACUAUCCAGAGUUAUAUCCAGGCAAUAUAUCUACUGAGUGAUUUUAAUGAGAAAAACAUCGCUGCCAAAUCCCAUUGAUUCACACUGAUUUUGUAGGAUCCUCCUAAACAACACUGUUCUGUGCAGAGUUUUGUUCAAAACAAAUUAGAAAUUGAUUUUAAAGCUGUCCAUAGUGAACAAAAUAAUGACUUGUGCCCUGGGGUUUGGCAUUUGAAGUAAAACCAGGGUUCCCCAAAGGCAUGAUAGAACAAACAUCAUCGCUUGAUGAUGGUGUGUCACGUUGAACACUGUAAUACAGUGCUUGGUGGGAUGCUGGAUACAGACCUUUCAUGAUAAUCAGCUAAUUUAUUCUUUAGGAUGUUUGCAAGCAGAGUUGCUUUUUGCUUUGCUACUGCUAUACAGGGUUAGCGUGGAUGACAUAUUUAGUUUUGUUGAUCCAAAAUGAUUCUUUAUCAUAUUGCCUGUCAUUCCAAUUAUUGUACAGUAGGAACCCAUUUUUUUCUACAGUAUCCUUUAAAAAAAAAUAAGAUACCUUAGAGCAUGAAGAGCACACUACACUGUUACUUUGUGUUUAGUGUGCUGCGUUGUGAUCAAACAGACAUAUCAUUCUCCGUCUCAUCUGGUGCUGUGGAACUUUCCGGACUCCUGUGUGGACAUUGUGUUUUAUCCAUGUAAUGUGAACCUCCCUUCUCUUACUCAACACCAAAAACAUCCAUUUUUUUAAAAAAUAAUUCUUUGGUGCAAGGUGUCAUUUUAAGGAGUGACAUUGCUGAUGGAGUUGGAACCUUCUCCUUUUGCAGUCACUUGCAGUCUCCCAGACAGAAAUGGACAGCUUGAGUUCCUGUGCUUGCUCAAUCUCUCUGAACUCGUUAUUGUAUAUUACUGCAUCAACGUGGAUGUCGCUGCAUUUCUGUAGUCACUGUUCCCUGUUUUUCUUCAUGUUCUUUUUGUGCAUUAUCUAAAAUAUAUAAAUCUAACUAUUCAAUACAUGCGUGUCUGUGGGAAUCAUAUUUUGUUUUAAUUAUGUUUUUUUUUUUAAUUCCUGUACAGCAAUAAAGCACAGUUGUGCCAA